Messenger RNA from Kluyveromyces marxianus DMKU3-1042, 1065 nucleotides. RefSeq lists its product as uncharacterized. Bases 1 to 1065 code for a protein of 354 amino acids. The transcript has a single exon. Lineage: Eukaryota; Fungi; Ascomycota; Saccharomycetes; Saccharomycetales; Saccharomycetaceae. The record is from RefSeq and is a predicted model, not a curated record.
AUGGUAAGCGUCAGAAAUCUAACAUACCUGUGGUAUUCCAGUCUGGUCCUCGCCAAGACCCCAAGCAAGAAGCCAGACUCCUACCAUCAUGUACAUGCCCAUGAUCAUGCGAAGAAAUUGGGCAAGAACAUUGAAGGUAAGGAAGUUACCCACUUGUUCCGUAGAGGUGGUACUUGUCAAUUCCCCAAUGGUGACGGUAUGGUUGCUGUUCAAACUAGCGGGAAAAACGCUGGCUGGGCUAUGCACAAUGACCAAGAAUGUUCCUAUGGGUCCUGGUGUCCUUAUGCGUGCGAACCAGGUCAAUUGAUGAACCAAUGGGAUCCUGAUGUCACCUCGUACACUUACCCCGGUUCCCAAUACGGUGGUUUGUACUGUGACGAUAGUGGUAAUUUGCAAAAGAAGAGAAGUGGUGGGUACUGUUACAGCGGUAAGGGUACCGUGGUUGCCAAGAAUAACGCUGGCGGCGAAGUUGCCUUUUGUCAAACUGUUUUGCCUGGUAACGAAGAAAUGUUGAUCCCAACUUCUGUUGGUGGUGGAUCUUCUCAAACCUUGGCUGUCCCAGGUCCAGAGUACUGGGCUGGUACUGCAGCUCAUUAUUAUGUCAACCCUCCUGGAACCAGUGCUGACGAUGGUUGUCAAUGGGGUACUAACGCAAAAGCCAUUGGUAACUGGGCUCCUUAUGUUGCCGGUGCUAACAUGGAUGCCAGCAAGAGCACUUUUGUCAAGAUCGGAUGGAAUCCAGUCUAUUUGGAACAAGGAUCAUCCUUCAGAAACGACAAGCCAAGUUACGGUAUAAAAAUCACAUGUGAUGAUGAAUCUAAGUGUGUUGGUUUGCCUUGCAGCAUCGAUCCAUCGAAACAAAAUGUUAAUGAGGUCGAGUCCAGCUUGAAAUCUCAAGGUGAUGGUGCUAGCUUCUGCGUCGUCACUGCUCAAAACGGUGCCAAGGCUAACAUUGAAGUGUUUGAAGUCGGUGGUGGUGGAAACCAAAAGAGAGAACACCAUGAACACAAGGAAAACAACGUCAUAACAACAACAAAGUACAAAACUGUUACUGUCAAUGUUUAG